AUGACUGACAUAUACACUGUUUUUUACUUAUUAGCUUCCUCCAGUUCAUACAAUCAAAGUAAAAGAAAACGCGAGAAUCAUAUAACGACGGAAGGGCCAUUACACCCACGUCAAGGACAAUCUUACAUAAUUCAUGAUCUUUAUCAAGCGGAAAGUCGACUUUGUGUUAAAGCUCAAGGAGACACUCAGUCGUGA
Messenger RNA from Funneliformis mosseae, 195 nucleotides. NCBI's taxonomy places the organism in Eukaryota, Fungi, Glomeromycota, Glomeromycetes, Glomerales, Glomeraceae. The record is from the annotation of a GenBank genome assembly.